AUGUCAUUUUACGGUUCGAAGAAUAAUGUGGACCUUGAGGCAGGCAAUGGCCAACUCUACCCGGGCAUGCAAGAACAUCCACAAUUGCGAUGGGCUUUCAUCCGUAAAGUUUAUUCCAUCCUUUGCGUACAGUUGCUUAUAACUUUUGGGGUUGCUCUUGGCAUGUUUUUAAUCCCUCCGGUUAGAGAAUUUAUGCGUUCAAGGAAUGGCCUCUACACCAUGAUCGCUCUUAUAGUUGUCACCUUCAUACUGUGCAUAUUAAUGCAUUACGUUAGAAAGCGUCAUCCAUGGAACUAUGUUGUCAUGUUUCUCUUUACCUUUGCAAUGGCAUUUAUGAUUGGAGCAGCUUGCAAUCAGAAGAAAGGUGAAACUGUCUUGAUGGCUGCUGGUCUAACACUUCUAGUCACUGUUGGCCUCACUGUCUACACAUUCUGGGGUGCAAAGAGAGGCCAAGACUUCAGUUUUCUUGGCCCAUUUUUACUUUGUGCAUUGCUCUUGCUCUUGGCAUUUACUCUUAUUCGGAUCCUCUUCCCUAUGGGAAGAAUGGGAGAGCUGGUGAUAGGUUGUAUUGGAGCACUCGUGUUCUCAGGUUUUAUCAUAUACGAUACAGACAAUCUAAUCAAACGUUUUGACUAUGAUGAGUAUAUUGAAGCAGCUUCUUGUCUCUUCCUCGACAUAUUAAACCUCUUCAUGUAUAUUCUUAUGAUUUUGAAUGGUGAUGAAUAA
Molecule: messenger RNA, 726 nt
Organism: Fraxinus pennsylvanica
Lineage: Eukaryota; Viridiplantae; Streptophyta; Magnoliopsida; Lamiales; Oleaceae
Source: the annotation of a GenBank genome assembly